Molecule: messenger RNA, 306 nt
Organism: Staurois parvus
Lineage: Eukaryota; Metazoa; Chordata; Amphibia; Anura; Ranidae
Source: the annotation of a GenBank genome assembly
CAGGGUCCGGGGAGACCAGAUAUAGUGAAUGCAGGGUCUGGGGAGAGCAGAUAUACUGAAUGCAGGGUCCGUGGAGACUGGAUAUAGUGAAUGCAGGGUCCGUGGAGACUGGAUAUAGUGAAUGCAGGGUCCGGGAAGACUGGAUAUAGUGAAUGCAGGAUCCGGGAAGACUGGAUAUAGUGAAUACAGGGUCCGGAGAGACCAGAUAUAUAGUGAAUGCAGGGUCCUGGGAGACCAGAUAUAGUGAAUGCAGGGUCCAUGGAGACUGGAUAUAGUGAAUGCAGGGGUCCGGGGGGGAGCGGAAAU